AUGAAUUCAAAGCGAAAUUGCAGAGAACCAACGCCUUUUUCCAAUGCUUCAAGUUUAUCAAAUCCAGAUUGCCGUGGGGUUUGCCUGAUGGGUAUCACCUGGAAAAAUGAACAGCGUCCAUCUUUCAUCAAUUUCAUCUCCUCCUUUCUCAAUGCAAAUUCUUUUCGUUUAAACUUUGUGCCAAUUGCUCCAGAUUUCAUCUUUAACUGUGGUGGUUUGUCAGUAGCUUUCUUAUUUGUGACUAAUUGGGAUUGCAAUGACACUUCAUCCAUAUUCAGCAGAGUUCAGAAACUGAAUGGACAGUUUGCACACUUCUAUGUGGUUGUUACCCUCCCAACUAAGGAGCAGAAUGAUUCUUUCAUACGCUCUUAUUUCAAAUAUGACAUGAAACUUGGUAAGCCAACAUUCGUGCCAGUACAAGACUUGGAGAUGGGUUUUGAGAAGAUUGUAAAAAUAGCACAUGCUCGAGGGAUGUGUAAGCGGCAGGAUGCUAUAGCAAAAUUGAGAUCUGAGAGGGAAAAAUCAGUGCAAGGGAUGGACGUUUAUCUCAAAGUGGUCACGUCAAUUCCCGGAAUCGAUAGCCAUGAUGCAAAUGCGCUGAAUCAAGCCAUUGGUUCAAUCGAAGCAAUAGCCAAAGCAUCAAAGGAGUACAUUUUGGAGAACACUGACCUUUCGGCUGAGAAAGCCGAAAAAAUCACUAGAUUGGACUCUUUAUCCUUCUGUAUUCUGGAAAUAAUAGAAAUUUUCUACUGGCGUCUUAAUGUUAAGGUAGAAAAAUUCCAACAGAGACCAAGGAGCAAAGGUUAA
This is a messenger RNA of Fraxinus pennsylvanica, 807 nucleotides long. NCBI's taxonomy places the organism in Eukaryota, Viridiplantae, Streptophyta, Magnoliopsida, Lamiales, Oleaceae. The record is from the annotation of a GenBank genome assembly.